GCUUACUGCAUAUACCCAGCAAUACAUCAGUAUACUUCAAAUCACUGUGAACACUAAAAAUGUUGAUACCUUCUACUAAAUGAUCACUUCUUGUUUUAUUUAAUUGAUGUUUAAAAUGAUGUCAUAAGAAUUUCGUUAAUAUUUUCAUAUAUGUAUAUACAUACUGUCAUUUACGUUCAAAUAAGGAUAUAUUUACAAAUGGAAUCCAAUUAUACUGCUGGUAUAGGAAAAUUAGUGAUAAAAAUCUAUGCAAGUUUGUUAUUAUUAUUCGGUAUACCUGGCAAUAUAAUCAGUGCAAUUAUAAUGGGUGGAGAUAGUACAAAUCGUUUGACUACACGUUUAAUAAUUAUCAUUCUAGCUAUCGCUGAUAAUUUUGUACUAUUGACAGCUGUAUUACGUUAUUGGUUAAUGGAAAUUUAUGGAUGGGAUUUGCGUACAAGUGGUCCCUAUGUUUGUAAAAUUCAUAUUUUUGCUGUAGGAUUUUCAACAGAUUUCGCUGUCGGUGUUCUAUGUGCUAUUGCAGUUGAACGCCUACUUGUUGUUACCCUACCACAUAGAGCAACUGAUUUGGUUACAGUGAGAUCUGUUAUUGUAGGAAUGACAUGCUUUGCAAUGAGUAUAAUUGUUAAGAAUUCAUUACACUUCUGGAUGAUAGGUGAAAAUAAAUCACCACAACCUUUUGUGAAUAAAGAUAACACUACUACAACAAAUCAAUUCCUAAAUGAAACAGAUACUCAAAAUUCUUUAAGGAAUGAUUCAUUUAAAUGUGCAUUUGUUUCAGAUUAUGAAGCACUGUUUAAGAUUUUCAUGAAAUUUGACUUUAUUAGCUUUGCUGUCCUUCCAUAUUUGAUAUUAUUUUCAUGUAAUGUAAUUAUCUAUUUAAAAUUACGUAAACAACGUCGUGUAAUGCGUUGUCAUGCAAACACUGUAUCAUCAGCAAAUUAUAAUAACAAUAUAAUUGAGAACAAUAAUUCUAAAAUACCAAAUCAAAGUACUGAACAACAUAAACUAAACAGAAUUUCCUUCGUUCAUACAAAUUCAACACAUCAGUCUGAUGUAAAAGAUGUUCGACCUAAACGUUCCACAAGAAGACCAGAAGGUGUUAUCAAGAUGUUAACAGUUUUAACUGUCAUUCAUGUGAUAUGUACAUUACCAGGCACAAUAUUUACUUUUCUUUCAUCCUAUUUCAAUUAUUUUGAUGAUAUGCCAAAAUAUAAACAUGAUCAGAUUAAAUUUCGUUUAGUAAUGUUAAUAUUUACAAACAAUGCUAUUAACUUUUUUGGUUAUUGUAUAUCUUGUACAACAUUCCGUCAGACAGUUUAUCGUACAUUAUGUCGUUUAUUUCGAUGGACUAAUAUUUGUCAGAAAAUAAGAGAAGAAAAUGGAACAAAUACUAGAAAUAAUAUUAAACAAAAGACAAUUGUAGAUGAAGGUAUCAGUACGUAUGAUGCUGAGAAAAGGCAACGUGAAUAUUUAAAGUGUAACAAUUUUGUUGAGAAUGAAGCAUAAUUUAACUAAUAUCAUUCAGUUUGCAUUCUCACACUGACAGACCUAAUGGGGGUGAAAAAAAUAUGCUUCAGUAAUUCUUCGAAAUCACUUGAAGAUUUUCAUAUUAAAAAGAUGUGACCAUAUAGAUACAAGGCUGUCGAAUAAUGAAGCUUUCAUCAAAUCAAUGGAAAAGAAAUGAAGCUAUGAAAGUUAUUCAAUUUCUGUACGCCAGAGUGAUAAUUUCUAAGUGUUAUUUUGUUGAUAAUUGUCUACUUCAGAAUCUCGGUCAAUAAACAAACUCUUGUCUGUGCUAAUGCAAUAAACCCGGUUGUGUUGAGUAUUUUAUUUCGAAGGCCAAAUUUUAUUUGAAAAGAAAAUACAAGUAUUUAUCGAGAAUCAUCUCUUUAGUUAUAAAGCUGCAGUAAGUUAUUUUAACACAG
Trichobilharzia szidati is the source of this 1928-nucleotide messenger RNA. The record is from the annotation of a GenBank genome assembly. NCBI's taxonomy places the organism in Eukaryota, Metazoa, Platyhelminthes, Trematoda, Strigeidida, Schistosomatidae.